This is a messenger RNA of Puccinia graminis f. sp. tritici CRL 75-36-700-3, 1146 nucleotides long. RefSeq lists its product as uncharacterized. Gene Ontology annotation, molecular function: damaged DNA binding; single-stranded DNA binding. Bases 1 to 1146 code for a protein of 381 amino acids. The transcript has 9 exons. Lineage: Eukaryota; Fungi; Basidiomycota; Pucciniomycetes; Pucciniales; Pucciniaceae. The record is from RefSeq and is a predicted model, not a curated record. Gene Ontology annotation, biological process: base-excision repair; double-strand break repair via homologous recombination; DNA replication. Gene Ontology annotation, cellular component: nucleus; DNA replication factor A complex; site of double-strand break.
AUGAGUCUACCGUACAGUACACCAGAUUUGGAAGAUGGGUUUGCACCGUCAACCCCUUUUAGGAACCAAAUUUUCGACCGACCUUCAGGAUCAUCAUCAGCUUUCAAUUGGAAUCCGGACACUACUUUGCCACCACCGAAGGAUAAAGGAAAGGGAAAAGCAAGUGAAAUGCGGGAUACAACGGAGGAAGACUCAGAUGCAGGCGAACCUACACCUCAAGCACACAACUUACCUCCUCUGUCUGGAUAUGGACUUCACAACACCCAGAAUGCAGAAGAGCCAGUGUAUAAUCGACAACAACAACAACAACCAGCGAAUCAGGAACAAGCAGAUCAACAACCAAUCCCUCAACUCGACAACCUCCACUUCGUCGACGCCAUCCUCUACUCCGACCCCCGCGUCCUCGACACUGUCCAGCGGAUCGGCAACAACACUAAGGCGGAUAAGAAGGUCGCCGAGGGCGGUCAUGUGGCUUGUCGGAUGUCUCAUCGGUUGGCCAUUGGGGCCGCUGACGCUGAUGACAACAAAAUCACGUUGAUCCUCAAAGACGAUGUCGAUAUCGAGGCCGCGUUCAAAUACCUCGCCGGGACCAUCCUGAGGGACGUCCCUAAGGACUGGGAUAUCAUCUUCUUCGGCCAUACCGACUUCAGCAACAAGGCCCGAAACGGGUCAGACCCAUCGACACACAACUUCUAUAUCUACAAGUCGGUCAAGCCGCAAGCGGCCAACCCCAUCAAGCAAACCAGCCAUUCAGUAAUUUUGGUCAUGACGCCAUCUUCAUCUCCAGCAGUCAUACUGAACAUCGAAACAAAAAUGGACGUACCUACUCCGAGAGUUUCUUCAAGCUUGCUCGGCCAAUACGUCGGCCAAGUCGUCAGGAUUUCAGGAAAAGUGAUCAGCUUAUCUCCGGAGUUACUCAUAGAAUCAUCGGAUGGAGGACAAGUGACAGUAGGCGACUCAGCGGCAUGUGGGACUGAAAUCACGGAUGAAUUCAUUGAGUUGGUGGCCAAAGUGGAGACCGAGACCCGGGUGAAAACCUUGGACUGUUCCAACCUUGGCGACAAAUAUGAUCUUAAACUCGCCCAGGCCGUCGUCGAUAUCAUCCACAACCCCAACCUCAGAUGUGAAAGAGCUCCUUGCUUUUAG